AUGCGCAGGGGUGCCUUUGGUGCAGCGGAAACUGUGGGAGCCGAUCCAGCUGAUGGUGUUGAUGGUGCUGAUGUCGCCGUGAACGGAGAGAACGGUGCUGAUGGUCCUGCACCUCUCGAAGAUGCUGCUGCACAGGGCUUAGAGGGAGAAGAGGAGGAUCCUGUCAGCAAAGCACUUAUGGAACAAGUUGCAGCUGCAGAGGCAGGGGAAGCUUGA
Molecule: messenger RNA, 216 nt
Organism: Durusdinium trenchii
Lineage: Eukaryota; Dinophyceae; Suessiales; Symbiodiniaceae
Source: the annotation of a GenBank genome assembly